AUGCACGUCAUCUUCUCCAAACUGUCUAUCUUGAUCCUGGCUGCUGUUCAGCUGCCUCGCGCAUUGGCAGCACCUGGCGCCAGUCGACGGUCCACCUGCACAGAGCCAACUAUUCGUGUGGAAUGGAAUGCAUUGACCGAAGAUGAGAAGGCAGCAUACUUCGCGGCGGAACUCUGUCUCCUUAACGCGCCUGCUCAAACCGACAUUCCAUACGUUGUUUCGCGCUACGAUGACUUGGUUGGUACACAUCAGCAGCAAAGUGAUUUAGCGGACGGCAAUGAUUUCUGGCAUGUAACUGGACAGUUCCUACAUGUCCACCGUUAUUACGUCUAUGUCCACGAAACACUCCUCCGUAACGAGUGCGGAUACACCGGUGCUUUGCCGUACUGGAAUGAAGCUGUCGACGCCGGUGCAUUUUCCACCUCUCCCGUGUUACUAGACUUUGGAGGGAAUGGUAAUGAGGAAGAUGACUGGGCCGUCAUUGACGGGCCUUUUGCUAACCUCACACGGCCCUUGAGCGCGACGCCGGGUAUCUCACAUCUUCUUGCACGCGAAGUGGAUGAGACCGCCUCGAUCAGAGUCGGGCAGACAUACGUUGAUGCUCUGCUUGCCCUUGAAACACUUGCGGAUUUCAAAAGUACCAUGGGUGUCGCAGCCACAGAUCUCGGGAUCCAUGUCUCAGGGCAUGCUGGUAUCGGCGGGGAUAUGGCUAACGUUGCAACUUCACCUAACGAUCCAAUGUUCUGGAUGCAUCACGGAUUUGUGGAUUAUCUUUGGUGGAAGUGGCAGGGCGACAACGAGACUCGUAUCAAUGAUUUGAACAACAUCGGGUAUGAGUCGGAGAAAGAACCUGCGACCGGUUAUGUUGAGACCACCGGAGCUACCGUAUUGUAUAUGUUCGACAUUCUUCCUAAUGCAACGGUUGCCGACGUGUUGAGCACGGAAGAUGGUUUCUUGUGCUACACUUAUGCGGCUUGAUUGAAGGGUAAUUAAACUUGAAUCUUUACUUAAAACCUCAC
Messenger RNA from Desarmillaria tabescens, 1019 nucleotides. RefSeq lists its product as uncharacterized. The record is from RefSeq and is a predicted model, not a curated record. The transcript is spliced from 10 exons. The coding region runs from base 1 to 978 and encodes 325 amino acids. NCBI's taxonomy places the organism in Eukaryota, Fungi, Basidiomycota, Agaricomycetes, Agaricales, Physalacriaceae. Gene Ontology annotation, molecular function: oxidoreductase activity.